Cygnus atratus (black swan) is the source of this 1698-nucleotide messenger RNA. RefSeq names its product dynein axonemal light intermediate chain 1 (gene DNALI1). The record is from RefSeq and is a predicted model, not a curated record. Lineage: Eukaryota; Metazoa; Chordata; Aves; Anseriformes; Anatidae. Bases 30 to 803 code for a protein of 257 amino acids. Gene Ontology annotation, molecular function: dynein heavy chain binding. Gene Ontology annotation, cellular component: axoneme; filopodium. The transcript is spliced from 6 exons.
GCCGCCGCCACAGCAAGAAGGGCGCCGCCAUGAUCCCGCCGCCGGACUCGCUGCUGCGCUACGAGCCGCCGGUGCUGGUCAGCCGCCGCGCCGAGAAGCGCUCCCCGGAGGCCCGCCCGUUGAAGGGGACCCCGCAGCCGCCGCCGCCGCAGCCCGGCCCCGGCCCGCAGCCCCGGCCCCGGCCCGCUGCUGCCGCGGCCGCCGCCGAGUGCAGGCAGCCCCAGGAGCUGCUGAACGCCAUCCUGCCGCCGCGGGAGUGGGAGGAGGACAAGCAGCUGUGGGUGCAGCAGGUGUCCAGCGUGCCCAGCACCCGCCUGGACGUCGUGCACCUCCAGGAGCAGCUGGACCUGAGGCUGCAGCAGCGGCAGGCGCGGGAGACCGGCAUCUGCCCCGUGCGCAGGGAGCUCUACUCGCAGUGCUUCGAUGAAUUGAUCCGUGAAAUUACAAUCAACUGUGCAGAGCGAGGACUAUUGCUGCUUCGAGUCAGGGAUGAAAUCCAAAUGACAAUUGCUGCUUACCAGACGCUGUAUGAGAGCAGCACUGCGUUUGGCAUGCGGAAGGCGCUGCAAGCUGAGCAAGGCAAACAUGACAUGGAAAAGAGAAUUGCAGAGCUAGAAGAGGAAAAGCGGGAGCUGGAAAGACAGGUGAGCGAACAGAAAGCUAAAUGUGAGGCUAUUGAAAAGCGUGAAAACGAAAGGCGGCAGAUAGAGGAAAAGAAACACACUGAAGAGGUUCAGUUCCUGAAGCGAAUGAAUCAACAGCUGAAGGCCCAACUUGAAAGCAUCAUUGCACCGAAUACGUAGGUUUUUUUUUUGGUGCCCUCCAGGCAGUGCUCAAAAGAGCUGUCAGAGCAAGAAGUUUGCAAUUAGUGACAAAGAUCUGUCUUCAAAAAAACAAUACUGAAUUUUCACUUACCGGUAACUGAAGGCAGUGUAAUUGUAUUAUUUGUCCCUUUUUCUCUUGAAGAGUUGAAAUUCAAAAGCUCCAUUAGUUACUGUGCCCUCUUUCAGUGCCAUCUCAGCAUGUAGCUCCUUGAAUAGUGAACAUGUCUGGGACUUGCUUGUCGGUAAUAUGCUAAUGACCUUCAAAGCAAUAAACUACUAAAUGCUUUUACAAACGAGCAUCUCUGUAAUGUUAUUACUCUGAAAAUGUUGUAGAAAACUUUGAAAUCAUAUGCGAAGUGUCUACAACUAAUGUGUCACAUUCAUUAUUAAUCAAUUUUUAGAUAUCUCCUGGACAGAAGUGGUUUGGUGGGUAUUUCCCUGAGUAUGUGGCAGUUGGUGUUAACUGUACAUCAAAAUCCCUUUUCAGAAGUGGUGUAACCUAGGACGAACAAUACCCAAGCUUUCCAAAUGCUUAUUUCUAAUGAAACAAAGAGGUACGAUGCCGUUCCAAGCACCCCUACUCAGUGAAAGCAAACGAAAACUUGAGUUGAGGUACCUGUAUAGCUCGUUGGUUAUAUAUAGCAAGCUGACAUAGGAAAAACCUCACUGUAGUCAUUUGAGCAGCUCUGUAAAAGCUAGCUUCCAGAAAAGGAAAAUCUGAAGAACGUUUCAGGAUGUGUUUUGCGAACGCAACAUUUACUGGCCUUAGAUGGUGAUGUGGAAACACCACGAUCUCCAGUUGCAUAAAGAACUUUCAGAUGAUGCAGAAGAGCGAGAUGUUACUCCUGGGAACAAGACAGACAAGGCUAACAGC